Perkinsus marinus ATCC 50983 is the source of this 1197-nucleotide messenger RNA. RefSeq lists its product as hypothetical. The transcript has a single exon. Gene Ontology annotation, molecular function: nucleic acid binding. The record is from RefSeq and is a predicted model, not a curated record. The coding region runs from base 1 to 1197 and encodes 398 amino acids. NCBI's taxonomy places the organism in Eukaryota, Perkinsozoa, Perkinsida, Perkinsidae.
AUGGUGGAACUGGUGGCUAAUGGUAACCUUUACCGAUGCUCUCGGCUAUGUUUCGGCCUAAGAGCUGGGCCCUGUUGUUUGUGGUCUGCUUUGGUUUUUAUUCUUGACCGAGCACUUUCGGAGAUUCCCGAUGAGAUCAAGGCACAUCUAUGGGAUUGUGCCAUAUACCUCUAUCUCGAUGAUUUGACGGUGAUAAUAAACGAAGGUGGUGAGUCUCCACGCCUCGUUGAUGGGAAAUCGAUCGGUGAUAUCUUGUUGGAUAAGAUUAUAGAAGUUGCCGGUCGGUACGGUUUCGACUUUCCCAAAGCCAAGGGUUUUGAUAGUAUGACUCAAAGAAGCUUUAAGCAUCUUGGUAUAUUAUGGGUAUUUGGGAAAGAUAGUCCCGGAAGUCUCGGCUUCUCUUGCAUCAAACAUAAGAUUGGUACCAUCCGUGAUAAUGAUGGGAAAAUCAAGACUAUGUGGACGAAGCGGUCACUGUAUUCGGUUUCUGCUAUUGCUAGCAGUGGGUGUGAUCCUUUACUUAUACAUGGUUCUGAACGGCUAGCUAGUGAUGUUUUGAAGAUAGUCGGUGGUGCCCUUGCCAGUGGACUCAAAUGGGAUGAUGAGUUUGUUGUGGAUCCAAAGAAUCCGGCUUAUCAUGUAUUGUCUUCAUGUCUCGACACUCUUGAGACCUAUCAGAACUCUGAAUGCUAUCACUCAGUAUGUCAAUUACAACCUGAGGAUGAGCUCCAUGUUUAUGUUGAUGCAAGCUCGGUAGCAUGGUCAUGGGUUAUGAUGAGUUAUAGUGUCGAGAAUCAGACUGAGUCAUUACUACAGUCAUCUGCGGGUAUUUUCAAGGAUGGCGCGCGUAGCUACCAUAUCAACCGUAAGGAGCUUAUCGCUUUGUCAAAAGCUGUUUUGGCUAUUCAUGGUGUGCUAUCGGGGAAGUGUAAGCACCCUUUGAUAUCCCAAGUGGUGGUGUACAGCGACUCGCAGACGGUUUGUCGUUGGACAACCACUAAUAGAUGCUCGGUGAAGAGCCUCGAACGAGUUGUUGUAAGAAGGCUUACCGAGUCUAUCAGGGAAAUUAUUACUGAUUUGGAGUCUACGGGUGUUUCUGUGGUUGUACGUAAGGUAGCUACCGACGCCAAUAAAGCUGAUGCUCUGUCUAGGUUACCGCUGUUAUGGGGUUACGAUCAGUUGGGAUUGUGUGGAUAA